AUGGAAGAUAGUCCUCCAAGAAAAGUGCGUCGUACUCGAGCCCAAGAGAGGCCGAAAGCAGUUCGGCGAGUUAAAUCACGAGGACAAUCAGAAGAUAAAAUGACAACUCAUGCGAAGAGUCCAUUAGCACCAGUUGUGCCCCAACCCAUUUGUGUAUGUUGUGGGGAAGUACAGGCGCCUGAUGCACGGUCUACAGCUACACUGGUUAGUCCAGUUAGGGUCAGAGCUUCUGCUAUAGUAAAAGGCAGGGACAGAGUCCAUAGGAUGAUUAGAUGCAACUUCUGUACCAAAUGGUACCACCUAGCAUGUAUGAAUCCACCGACAAGGACUAUGCCUUCCAGUGGAUAUAUCUGGCGAUGUGAAGACUGUGAAAAAGUUGCCGAUAAACCAGGCGAGGCCACGGAUUCAAAUGAAGAUAGCAGGAACAAAAUGGAAACUAAGAUCGCGGCCGAAGAAAAGAAUGAAGCGACUGCAAAACGCACAAACGCUGAGAGAAUCCACAAACCCGAUAUGCGUAUAAGAUUGCCUUUAGCGCGUCACAAAAACACGGGUUUUACCAAAGAAGCAGCAAAGUCUAAGAAAUGUUAA
Molecule: messenger RNA, 588 nt
Organism: Paraglomus brasilianum
Lineage: Eukaryota; Fungi; Glomeromycota; Glomeromycetes; Paraglomerales; Paraglomeraceae
Source: the annotation of a GenBank genome assembly